Messenger RNA from Aspergillus candidus, 2593 nucleotides. RefSeq lists its product as uncharacterized. The record is from RefSeq and is a predicted model, not a curated record. Lineage: Eukaryota; Fungi; Ascomycota; Eurotiomycetes; Eurotiales; Aspergillaceae. The coding region runs from base 189 to 2318 and encodes 709 amino acids. The transcript is spliced from 3 exons.
UCUCCCUCCUGCAUUCUUCACGUUCCAUGGUUCAUGCCCUUACUCAAUUCUUCCGUUGCGCUUCCCUCCCCACAUUCUUUGAUUAAGCUUAUCGGUUGCAUCCACCACCAUUCCUCUCUAUAGGUAGGUGGGUGGAUGCCUGGAUCGGUCUCUCAUCUCGAGUAAACGCUUCAGUCACCGUCGCCAUCAUGGGAGGAUCGUCGCCUCCAUUCCUUUAUGGCAGUUCGUCUGCCUACAACUUCUAUGGCCCAACAGAUCGUCCAUUCAACCCAAAGGCUGUGACCCAGGCGAGCUGGACUCGACCACAGCCGAAGCCCAAGCCCAAGGGUCCUCUGGUCAAUUUCAAUAGACAUCCAGACUCUUAUUCGAACAUCCCCAAUGGCAAGUCUCGUUGGACUCCAAUGCACCCAAGAACGAAGAGUAGUGUGAUCCACGGUCGACAGGUCCAGCUUGGACUGCGCAUUCUGGCUCUCCUGGGGGCUCUUGGGUCUCUUUUCUGCGCCAUUGUUAUCAAGAACGUGGCGGUAACCAUGGUCUGGAUUGUUCGCGUUGCACCUGCGAUUGCAAUCCUCCACACUCUUUACAGUAUCUACCACCUUUGUCGGUCGCCCAUCGCAAGGCCCCCUGGUUCGCAAGCAAGCUAUAUGCUGUUUGCUGCUAUCCUCGACUUCUGUCUGAUACCGUUCUACGUUUUUACCGCAUACCUGGCAUACCUACAGUAUACGCGUAACGUGUACCACUGGGGCACGAUUUUGAGCUCCGAUGGCGAGAUGACAACGAAGAUCGCGCAGACUACUUUUAUCCUUAGUGUGGCCAACGGUGGAUUUCAUUUGAUAUCCUUCGGGAUUUCCGUCUUCCUCGGCAUCGUCUUCAAAAAAAUUACGCAGCUACCACCAGAUCUGAACCCGCUGGAGGACAACCUGACCGCCCGCCCACACAAGCGAACCAAGUCUGAGCUGAUCGAAAAGCAUGCCAGUCAGUCCACUUUAGACUCUGCGAUGUCGGAAGACCCGUUGAUCGGGUCCCCUCGUAUGAUGGCAUUCAUGCACACCCGCAACAAUUCUUCUGUGGACAUGCCUGGGUUUGGAGGGGACUACCAACGCUCCCCGGGUUCGUCGCCAAAUCGCUGGUCACCAAUGCGGUCUCGCAUCCCGGAGAUGCCGUAUACUUCGGUGGGACUUCACGAAGACGAGCAUAUGGAUCCCCUGCCGGAGGAAACCCAUGAUAUCUUCACGAGGCCAACAUCAAGUGUUCCCCGAGGCGCUCCGGUGCGAGAACCCUCCCCGAACCUCCCAAACCGUUCUCAGUGUGCAAGUCCGGAAUCUGCAAAUUGGGUUGCUUUCCCUUCGCGGUCGGGCUCAGUCCAGACCGACUCUCAAAACGGCAAUCAGGCCCGUCGUGAGCCAUCUUCCGCGUACAGUCGCUCUGUCACGCCUGGAUCCACCAUCGCAGGCGCAAUUGACUGGAUCAGUUCGGCUCAGCGCAAUGGCUGGAAUAUCAGUGACAUACUUCGAGAGGACGUCCGAGGCGAGUACGAUUCGGUUCCGGCCAAAGAACAUUACGGACAGGAAGACGCGGACGGCCUGGACAAGGCACCCAGAAACAAAGGAUACUACGAUGACGAUCAUGCGGAGCAGGAUAUUGGAGACAACCACAUCCACAUUUUCCCGGACCCCGAAGAACAUGACGACCAAGAUGCAUCUGAUACUCUCCACGUCAACCCCCUGGCUUUGAAUCCACCCACUCCGCAGCCCGUUCAGGACAACGUCGACCCCACCCCAGAGCAGUCCACGCCGAUGAAGCGCAUGGCUCUAACCGACAUUCCAAACCUCGCGCCGACCCCCCCAAGCGCCCGCGUACCCCCCAUCGACAGCCCGCUGAAGAACGGCCGGUUCUACCACGAAGUCGAAGAAAGCCUAGGAUUCGGCGUCCCCCGCAAUAUCAGCCUGGAAUUGGAACAGGGGCAGACCCUCGGCCGCAAGAAAACCUCCAAGUUGAUGAAACGUCAGAGCCAAAAGAACGCCUACGGCGCUCUCAAGCAACACGAUCCCGAAGAUGACGGCCCCGCCUCGGCACCCAUUGUCGACAGCGAUCGCAAGGGUCGCGUUGUCAGCAACUCUGGAGCCGAUCUCGGCCGCGGUAUAGGCGGCGGCGCAGCACUGUCGUAUGGAAACUACAUCGCCGGUCUGGGGGUCGGUCGACGACGCGACGUGAGCGGCAAGAUUGCCGAAGAAGGGCGCAGUCGUCCGGAUCCACCACCGGCUGAACAGCAGAGCCCAACCCGCGCUGCUGGAUGGGCGCGGUUCGCUGGGUUGUAACCUGUCUAUGAACCAUUUUAGAAUGUCAUGAUAUUGAACAAGAGGACGGUAAAAAACACCAAAAGAAAAAAAAAACAAGGGAAAAAAACAGCGAAUGGAGAAAACAAAGACAACAAUUUUCUACCCUUUCUACGAAUCAUGUGAAAUGGGUUAUCGAUCGACUGCGCUAUGAUGGACGGAUGGACUGCUUGGAUGGAUUUGUAUCGACCUAAGGUCUAAUUUGAUGAAUGUUUCAUAUUCCCCUGUUCUGUUCUAUGUAGUUAGUACCACUCUCG